Molecule: messenger RNA, 6006 nt
Organism: Rattus norvegicus (Norway rat)
Lineage: Eukaryota; Metazoa; Chordata; Mammalia; Rodentia; Muridae
Source: RefSeq, a predicted model, not a curated record
UUUAAAGUAUAUCAUUAAUAUUUAAUGUACACAUUUUUAUUGUAUAUAAUGUAUACAUAUGUAUAUAUACUAAGAUAUAUAGAUCAUAUUCAGUGUAUAUAACUUAUAUUCACCACAUAAUCUGUAUUUAUCCUUUAAAAUUCAUAUUUAACGUGUAUUUUAUUUUUAAUGUUGAUAACUUAUGUAUGCACAUGCAUAUUUAAAUAUGUGGGUAGUUAUUAAGGACGGAUUAUCUUCUGAGGACACUUGAAUAAAACAUACAUUUUAUAGACAUGUUUCAAUGUUACGUAGUCCCUGACUUGUAUGAUAUAUAUUAGUUUAGAUAAUGUAAAUUUGAGGCCAUUUGUGUGGAAAUCAGGAAUCCUGCUUGUCUGUCAGAGCUGCUGGCUCCGGAGGAGGGAGGGAGCUGCGGGAGGAGGGAGUGGCGAGAGCGUUCCUGCCGGCCGCUGGGGCCGCUUGCGCCGCCGGGUUCUUCACCCUCUCCUGUGCCACUCCUCUCCCCUUGUUCGGUCCCGGCGCCUGCCUUUUUUCUUUUUUCUUUUUUCUUUUUUCUCCCCGCGUUCUAGUCCCGCCGCUGCGGCCAUCUCCACCCCUGCCCCAGGGGUCCGUGGACACCCGGGCGGAGAGCCAGCCGAGGCCCGGAGUGGGGCCUGCUGGAGACCGGAGACCAGGCGCUCGCCCGCUGCGUGCCUCCAGAGCAGCUCCGGAACAACUUACUUUCUGUUUCCGUGUCUCUCUCACCGGGUUUGCCUCUCCAAGUAGCUCUAAUCAAGGUUCAAAGGCUAAAGGAAGCCAAGGACAAACCUUCUCUACAAGAUCUAAAAAAAAUAAACUAAAAAGCAAGACUGAAGUCUCACACACUCAAAGGCGAUGCUCAUUAGGCUUGCACAAGUUGAACACACCUGUCAUCUGGCUCCAGGUCAAGAAUUAGGAAAUGGGGCCAACCGUGUGCAUGUCCCAGUAAUUACAGAUUUGGAAACACAUUGAGAAGUCAGCCUGGGCAACCUGCAGGGCACAAGGCACAGGAUUCUGCAUGGCCAUUUGGACUCCCGGGAGGUGAGGACUUGCUUUGAUUCACAGAGUCAGGGUUGAGAUGCCCAGUUGUUCCUCAUCUUGGCUCAGAAGAAGCACCUAGGAAUAAAAGCUUUAAGCGGGUAUUGAGUAUAAUGGACUUAAAGUCCACUACGGGAAACAGCAGCUAGUGACAGGAGAAAUGGCAAAGCGAACCUUCUCCUCCUUGGAGGCGUUCCUCAUUUUCCUUCUGGUAAUGAUGACGGCCAUCACAGUGGCCCUUCUCACCCUCUUGUUCGUCACCAGUGGGACCAUCGAAAACCACAAAGAUUCAGGGAAUCACUGGGUUUCAACCACCCAGGGCCCCACAACCACCCAGUCCUCUCCAACCACACAAACUCCAACCACACAAACUCCAGACCUCCCUCCCUCUCAGAACUUCAGUGGCUACUACAUUGGUGUUGGGCGAGCUGACUGCACCGGACAAGUGUCAGAUAUCAAUUUGAUGGGCUAUGGCAAAAAUGGCCAGAACGCACAGGGUCUCCUCACCAGGCUGUUCAGCCGCGCUUUUAUCUUGGCGGAUCCAGAUGGGUCAAAUCGAAUGGCAUUUGUGAGCGUGGAACUAUGCAUGAUUUCCCAACGACUCAGGUUGGAGGUCUUGAAGAGACUACAGAGUAAAUAUGGCUCUCUGUAUCGAAGAGACAACGUUAUCCUGAGUGCCACUCACACUCACUCUGGCCCAGCAGGAUUUUUCCAAUAUACACUCUAUAUACUUGCCAGCGAGGGAUUCAGCAACCGGACCUUUCAGUACAUAGUCUCUGGGAUCGUGAAGAGCAUUGAUAUAGCACACACAAAUCUUAAACCGGGCAAAGUCCUUAUCAACAAAGGAAAUGUUGCUAAUGUGCAGAUCAACCGCAGUCCCUCCUCUUACCUUCAGAAUCCACCUUCGGAGAGAGCAAGGUAUUCUUCCGACACGGACAAGGAAAUGGUCGUCUUGAAACUGGUGGAUUUGAAUGGAGAAGACUUGGGCCUUAUCAGCUGGUUUGCCGUCCACCCCGUGAGCAUGAACAACAGUAACCACCUCGUCAACAGUGACAAUAUGGGCUACGCGGCUUACCUUUUCGAGCAAGAAAAGAACAGAGGCUAUCUGCCUGGACAGGGACCAUUCGUAGCAGGCUUUGCUUCAUCAAAUCUCGGAGACGUGUCGCCCAACAUUCUUGGCCCACAUUGUGUCAACACAGGGGAGUCUUGUGACAACGACAAAAGCACCUGUCCCAGUGGUGGGCCUAGCAUGUGCAUGGCCAGUGGACCCGGACAAGAUAUGUUUGAGAGCACACACAUUAUAGGACGGGUCAUCUAUCAGAAAGCCAAGGAGCUGCAUGCCUCUGCCUCCCAGGAAGUGACCGGCCCAGUGCUCACAGCUCACCAGUGGGUGAACAUGACGGAUGUGAGCGUCCAACUCAAUGCCACACACACAGUGAAGACGUGUAAAGCCGCCCUGGGCUACAGUUUUGCCGCAGGCACAAUUGAUGGAGUUUCGGGCCUCAAUAUUACACAGGGAACAACAGAAGGGAAUCUAUUUUGGGACACUCUUCGGGACCAGCUCUUGGGAAAACCAUCUGAAGAAAUCAUAGAAUGCCAGAAACCUAAACCAAUCCUAAUCCACACGGGAGAGCUGACAAAACCUCAUCCUUGGCAACCAGAUAUUGUUGAUAUUCAGAUCGUUACUCUUGGUUCGUUGGCCAUAGCUGCUAUCCCUGGGGAAUUUACAACCAUGUCAGGUCGAAGACUUCGUGAGGCAGUUAAAAAAGAAUUUGCACUUUAUGGGAUGAAGGAUAUGACUGUCGUUAUCGCAGGGCUGAGCAAUGUUUAUACCCAUUACAUUACCACAUAUGAAGAAUACCAGGCUCAGCGGUAUGAGGCAGCAUCUACGAUUUAUGGACCACACACCCUGUCUGCGUACAUCCAGCUCUUCAGAGCCCUUGCUAAGGCCAUUGCUACGGAUACAGUAGCCAACAUGAGCAGCGGUCCUGAGCCUCCAUUCUUCAAAAACCUGAUAGGUUCACUUAUUCCUAAUAUUGCGGAUAGAGCACCAAUAGGCAAACAAUUUGGGGAUGUCCUGCAGCCAGCAAAACCUGAAUACAGAGUGGGAGAAGUGGUUGAAGUUGUCUUUGUAGGCGCUAACCCAAAGAAUUCAGCAGAAAACCAGACCCAUCAAACCUUCCUCACUGUGGAGAAAUACGAGGACUCUGUAGCCAACUGGCAGAUAAUGCAUAACGAUGCCUCCUGGGAGACGAGAUUUUAUUGGCACAAGGGAGUACUGGGUCUGAGCAAUGCAACAAUACAUUGGCAUAUUCCAGAUACUGCCCUCCCUGGAGUCUACAGAAUCAGAUAUUUUGGACACAAUCGGAAGCAGGAACUUCUAAAGCCUGCUGUCAUACUAGCAUUUGAAGGAAUUUCUUCCCCUUUUGAAAUUGUCACUACUUAGUGAAAAGUUGACAGAUCUUGAAGAACAGCUUUUCUCUGUGCACAUUAUAGAGUGAUUUCACACAAAUGUGAACUACCAGUUUAAUUUUUGUAAUUGUCUCUGUUUGAGGGACAGAUUGUUUAUUGUGAAUGGACAGAGGUAUGUGUUUGUGUUGUUGUGUGAUUAGGUGCAUGCAUGGUAACAGGGAGAGAGAAUGAGAGAGAGAGAGAGAGAGUGAGAGUGUGCACGCAAGCGACCGAGCGAGAGGCAGAGAUAAAGAGAGUUAUCAGUGAGCAAGAGAAUAUUAGAGAAGAGCCACUGGUAACCAUAAGCCUUGUUAUCUUUAUCUAAAGCAUGAUUUUCCUUGAAGCUUUGUGGUUGUUUAAGAGAUAAUUCCCUCUAAUAUGAAAUCCCUGAUGUGUAGUGAUAGUAUGUGAAGAUAUGUGAAUGAUGUUUAUGCUAUUUAUUUAUAGACUUAUUAAAUGAGAAUACUAGAGAGCUUUCUAGAAGUCCUCUAGAAUGAUACUUGAUUUUACAGAGAGGAAAAAGGAGGUUUACUUCUCAUUAGGUUAGAAUAAGGUUACUAUAUAUUUUUCCUUGGUUAUAGUUACAAAAUAACAUGUAACUUUACCACAAAUAUUUGAGCCCAGCUAAAAUAUACCCAGGAAAUUAGCAUGCCAGGUUUUGGUUUGUUUUUGCAUUCAAACAAGCAUAGUCCUUCUGAUCACUCCCUUUAGAAUGGAUCUGCCUGGCUCAGGGUCAUUGCUCAUGCUCAGAUCAUUUCUGGAAUUGCCUCCCAAGUCCAACUAUGCGAAUGUCACUUGCAGUGCUUUGACUAUGCCUCGUAUUCCUCAAAGUGUCCUUAUCCUGCUAAGUAAUGUCUCUUCUUCCCCAAAUUUACUCUAAGUGAUUUUAAAAUGUUUUCACCAAUCAAACGUACCUCACACUACAAAGCUUUGCCUUGAAUUUAGAUUUUGAAACAAAAGUAUGAAGGCUGGAAAUGUAGUCAUCAAGGGGGAAGUUUUAAAUGUAUCUGUCUGUUCUUUCAUCAGCUACUCACUCCCUCAUGGGGAUCACUGAAUAGUUAUUUAAAACCACAUGUCCAAUGUUGUACCAUUCCUGGGUCUUCACAAUUACAGACAUCAUCAUAAUGAGAUGAUUGGGUAGAUGAUUCCUUUGAAGGGUAAAAUAUUCAACCAGACAUAUAAAUUCUGAAGAGACAUUUGAAAACUAUAAUGCUCAUGUCUCUAUUUUGUGUCUUCUGGGCUGGGUAUUCUCAUUUGGGAGGAAAGAGGGCCCAAACAAUUUUUCAAUAUUAAUCUGAAAGUAAUGUUUUAGAAAUUAUGAUCUAGACAGUCUAAUGAAUGUGAUGGGGCAAUGUAGCAUGAAUUGUCUGAAAGUACGAUUUAAAAUUACUUAGAUUAACUAAUGAAGUCAAUAUUUGAACACCAAUCAGACUUUUGUAGAUAGGUAAAAAGAAAGCAUUUUAGGAGAAACCGAUCUUUAUUUCAAAACUAAAUUUGUCUUAUAAACAAUAGUGGUAAGGUAUACCUUCACUUAUUUUCCCUAUGGUUUACCUACUUAAACACUGUAGAUUGACUCAAAAGGCAUCUGGAGAGUUUUUUGGUGACUCCAUUUCCCACUUGGCAUUUCUAUGGGUAUUAACUGCUAAAGAAUAAACUGAUCUGGAUUUUCAAGGGUGGUGAACAUGUCUCCUGAUGGGAGGGAACACCCUAUUAUGUUCAAGGUUCAAAAUAGUUGAUCUCAGAACAAAAACAAGAACAAGAACAAGAACAACACACACACACACACACACACACACACACACACACACACACUCCCAUGGUAUUAUUUAAAAUUUAUUUCUCAUGACUCAGAACAAUACAAGGGUUUAUUUCCCAUCACCAUUCUCUCCAGUGAAGCUUUUUUCAAAGUCUACAUAGGAGUUUCUCCUUUCUCACUGAUAACUAUGCCACAGUGGCUACUACAUCACUAGUAAUUUACAUGCCCAGCCCUGCAUGGAAAUAAAUCACAGAAACAUAAUUUCCCAGUAGACUUAGUCUCUUCCAGCCUGUGUACUUCUAGUGUUUGCAAUCUGUAAAAAACCAACUAGGUCCCUGCAUUAUCCAACCAUAGUGAUUUACCUGUACGUAAAGGAAACUUACUAGAUAACUAAUCUGGUCAGUUCAUGUAAAGUCACAGAUCUUGUUUAUGUCUCUGUCUAGAAAUAGCUUCAGGAGCCAAAUUACAUGGAGGAACUUCUGAAAAGGGGCACUGGAUGUGGAAAGUGGUUGGUUGGGGUGGUGAGAGCACUGUUUCUGAGAAGGGUUUGUUUAUUACGUCUGACUGUCUGUGCUUUACUGUGCUGUGCCUUGCCUGCUCUGAUUUCAAGGAUUCUGUGAGUCCUUCAGAAGCAUAGAGUAAUUCCUUUUCCAGGUCUAUUUUUUUUUUUGAUGAACAUUCUGUAAAAAACUGUCAGCAUUCAAGAUUAUAUUUAAUAAUAAAUUAAGAAUUAUACUUGGACAAAA